AACGCCUACAGAAGUCAAUAUCAUUUUUGAAAUCACUGGAAUGGAAAAUAAUGUGUGUCAAUGCCAAGCAUGGCUCCUGUCGGAAGGUAGACUCACUCCAGAAACACAGGCGGCUAAAUUCACUCACGAGGGAGGUAGUGUGCAAGCAACUCCGGAUAAUGCGCCUUCUGUAACACGUCACAGUACAGGUACUUCUCACUCUCCCACCGAUCGAUUGCCGGAUACCGGUGGAUAUUUUACCAGUGCCAGACCAGAUAGUGCUCAUUAUACUACCAGCCGCUGGCCAGGUUUUGCACAAUCCACCAUCAAGCACAAGCCAAAUAUUGAAAAUUUCAACGAUUCAAAGCUUAUCAAACAGCAAAUUUCUGUCAAUACUGAUGAAGAUGUUAAAGAUCAUACAGUUAAAAAUACCGCAAGGGAUCGCCCUAAGACUUUUAACAUGCAAAAUGUAAAUGUACCUGCACGUCUGAAUAUUUCUUAUGAAUACGACAAUAAAACGCUUGUGUGUAAGUUUGAUACAAAGGCUGGCAUAGAGGUUCAUAUUUAUACAGGGAAUAUAAUAAGCUUGCAGAACAUCGAAGCUGUUGUAUGUAGCGAAAAUAAAGCAGGAAAUGCGAAAGGUAUUGUAGCUACGUUGUUGUUGAAAAAUGGAGGAGAAGAAUACCUGCAGGAUAAGGCAACUAAGUUUAGUUAUAUCCCAGCAUUUGGUGAUAUUGUCACAACUACUGGAGGAAGAAACAGCUAUAUGUGGAUUAUACAUGCUAUUAUGCCGCGGAGAGAACCACAAGCAAUAUGUGCGAUGUACAGAAAAAUAUUUGAAGAAGUUGCAGAAAGAAGAUUUAUAUCUGUAUCCUUGCCCUUAUUAGGAACAGGUGUAGGCGAUGUAGAUCCAAGAACAUGUACAGAAAUGCUUUUGAAUGAACUGAUACAAUUUUGCCAAAAACAAAGAUGGCAAAAACUUUCGCUACAUAUAGUUUCCAAUGACGAGCUAGUUUGUGAUAUUGUCAAAGAUGUGUUUACUAAGACUAUUGACGAGAUGAAUACCAUAGAAAAGCCCACCAAACCCGAGGACGAUUUUGUGUUAAACAACAUAACGGACGAAUCAUCUGAUGAUGGGGAGAUCUAACGUGAACCACGAGACCAGGUUUGGUAAUCCGGGCAUAACUUCUUUUCAGAGCGUAGCUGAGGAGUUUGAAGAAAACAAAUAUUCAAUAUAGAAAGUAUUGAAACGACAUCUUUAAGGAUAAAAAACAAUGUUUAUAAUGUGACAGGUGCACACAUCUUUAGCGCAAACUUCCAUGAUUCAAAUUAUCACAAGAAAUAUCUUAAGAAAAAGAUAUUCGACAGAAAUGUCCUGGUUAACUUGUUUAUAAUGUUUAGAUACAUAUUUAUUUGACAGAAUAAACAAUGAGGUUAUUUAUAUUGAGAAAUGGAACACUGUGAGAUGUAUGUGUUCCUUAAUGAAUAUGUCUUGUUUCGAUAAGUGAACUCAGUUUCUAACAUCAACACCUACGCAGUCGGUAGGCAAUUAUAUUUAUAAAUACUCUAUUAAUAUGCAAAAAUAGAUAUAAAUUAUGAAAAUUAUAUCAAUUGAACAUAUCAAUGAUCAUAUAAUUUAUUGGUCAUUUAUUUGAGGGAGCCUGACAAUCGCAACUACUCGGCCCUUUCCGUCAGUCUUCGGAUAAGGACCUCGAACACAAUAGUAUGAAUACAAAGAACGGAUGCGGUAUUUCGGUCUAACCUACGCUAAGAAACUAAACUUGUAAACAAAAAGUAAGUUAAUGCUUGGAGUUGUUGACAAGUUUAUUUCCAAUAUAUGUAGUAAAGUCCACCUAAACUAAGUAAAUUCAUAUUUCGGAUUUGUUUAAAAUUGAACAUCAGUGGGCAUACUUAAAUUACAAAUUGUUGUCAGGCAUGUUUUUAAGCAUAAGAGUACCGGGACACACAUUAGAUGUCAAGUAUAUACAUUCGUUUUACAUUAUCUGUUUCUGUUUACAUCUGAAACCACGUGGUAGAACUAUUUUCAAUCAGUAUUGUUUUCGAGGUUUUUAUAGAUAAUAGCCGAGGCAGUUCCGAAUGGGAGCCUGAUAGGUAUUUUUUCUAUAUUUUCAUGCGCACGCGCGUGAAUGUUAUUGUUGGUUUUGUUAUUUUGGACAAAAUUUAUAACUUCUUGUAAAAUAAACAGAAGUUAUAACGUAAAAAAGAAAACUGUUCAAUAGAAAACAGAACUUCAAUAUCACAGGAAUCAAACUAGAAAGGUAAAGAACUAUCAUGUAUAUUUCAUUUUAGAACUUUCCUUGUCAUUUUACUUCCUUUUGGCAAGAACUAUCCUUUACACUUUAUUUUAGAAAUAUCCUGAAAAUUUUGUUUACUAUCCGUUACAUUUUAUCUUAGAAUAGACGGAGAUUCUCAGAUUUUAGUUUGUAAUUUUAAAAUGACCAAUGAAAUUCUCAUUAUAUUCAGUUCUUAUCUGUAAUUUUGGAAGAAAGUCAAACUGAUUUUAGAUGGCUUCUAACAUAAAGAAAGAAAGAAAUAAAGAAAGAAAAUGAAAAUUAAAUACCAAAAUAUUUGUUUUAUAUGCAAGAUUUAGACAUUUCUCUACAUUAUAUCCUCUUAAUAUAUAUUUAUAUUUUAUAAAGAUUAGAGAGUGAUUCCCUUUCAUUGAGUUUAAACUAUGAAAGUAAUGAGCAUAUAUUUUCCUUGAUCAUUUUGAAACUUUUAUUAUACGUACCCCGCAUAACCAAAGUUCUAAUUGGGGUACACUGGUUUGAGGUUGUCCAUCAGUUUGACAGCCUGUAUAUGCUUUUUCCAAGUCCGCUCUACCAGUUUAAAUAAAACAUGUCAUGAAGACUACUUGCUCAUAUCGUAAUGAACUUGACAUUGACUUAUAAAUGGCCAUAAUGGUCAAGGAUAAUUCUUAAUAUGUUGUUGAAAUUGGUUAUAAUUAGCCAAAGCUUUGCGAUUGAUUUUUCAUACAGUGUUUUUUUUUAAAGAAUUCAUUGUAUUAAUUUAUUAUCAUUUAAUCAAUGGAGGAUUAGAUUUGUUUUUCACAAUAACGUUGGUGAGGAUCUAUAGCUGUUAAAUUUUCAUUAUGGUUGUAAACAUUUAUCUUAGUAUAUUACCAAUAAGUGAAUAUUAUAUUCCUUUUUAUCAGUAUCUAUUGUUUCUUUUUUAACUAUAAGUAAUUGUGAACAUUUAUAUUAGUUAAUUAUCAGAUUUAAAUGUGUUUUAUCUCUGUUAUACUAUGAGGAUGUAUAUAAGUAUUAUUCAAGAGUUAUAUUAGUUUUUCACCAUUACACUGGUGAUGAUUAAAAUUUGUUUUAUCUUUGUUUUACAAAGAUGAGGAUCUAUAGUUGUUUAAUUAAGAUUUUUCUCUAAAAAUACUUGUUACUAGAUUGGCGAAUGUCGGCAUACGACUGGGCACGAGAUAUGACCAAAUCAAUUUUGAAAUCGACAAUACAAGCAGACAAGCAAACAAACAAAAUCUCUGACAUUCAUGAAGGGAUAAACCUAUAAUUAUUGACGUAAAUCUUGGUUUUGGGGCAAUUCCUGUUGCUCGUUAUAAAUGUGAAUGUGAAGAUUUCUGUUUCUGUUAUCAUCAUUUAAUUGGUGAAGAUUCAGAUUUGUUAUACUGAACAACUUUUACAGAGAAACACCUUUUGUAAGACAAUGGUUUUGGUUGUUGAUGAGAGAUGUUACUCUUCAUGUGUCACCGUUUCUUUUCAUGGCUUACUUCAGGAAAAAUUGGUAGUGUAUAAUGUUGUGUUAUUGAGGUUGUAUUGCAUCUUUAUCAUAUUGUUAUUGGUUUUUAUUAUUUUUAUUUUCAUUAUGAUUUUUAAAAUAUUUAUAUGCGUAAAUCACCAAAUAAUAAACCAGAAUAUUAUUUUUUUUCUCUCUUGAUUUGUUAGGAUCUAUUUUUUGUUAUAUUGUGAAAAUUUAUAUUUAUUUAGAUAAUGAACAUUAAAUUGGUGGAUAUUCAUAUUUGUUCUUUAUUAUAUGGCGAUGUUCUUUUAUUUGUUUAAUUUCGAUUAUGAUUAUUAAUAUCUUUGUAGUCAACGCCAUCUUAUUGGCUGAAUUAAACUAUCGUUCUAAUUGUCAAAUGAUUUCACUUUAUGCCAUUAGUACAUUAUGUUAGCUACUAACUAUUGAAAAUUAGAUUUUGAAGUUAUCAUGUAAACAUAUGUUAUAGAAAUUUAGGUGAAGUAUCUUCCAAACCAUAAAAACCUUUUGGUAAACAUUGUUCUAAUCCAUAUUGUUGUUGUUUUGUGCUUUCUGUUUUGUAUUUGGUUUUGGUAUGUGUAAACAUUAAUAAGAAAUACGGGAAGAUCUCUCCAGAACAACAGAGAUAAAAAGUGAAAAUUUAAGACACGGUUCAUGUAAGAUAAUGGAAAAUGCAACAUCUUUUACGCCUUCCACAGCACUAGCUCACGCAGUAUUUAAUCUUUAACAGAGUAAAGUUAAAGAAAAAAUAAUUCUGAAGAACCAGAAAAAUAUAAUUACACUGAAAUGAAGUAGGGUACAACUUUUUUUCAGCUGCCAUACAUUUGACACUUGCUGUUAUGAGUAUAAAAAAACAAAAGUUAACAGUAUAAUCAAUUCACCAAAGUUGAAAUAAGCAUUUCUUUGGGAAAUCAUAGUAUUUUGCACGUUAAACAAAACAACCUAUAUUAUUUCAAAUAUUAAUAUUGUGCUUGCAUAUUGUUUCUUAAAUAUAUCAAUAAAACUAUUUUCAGACAAUCUGUGAUAUUUUAUGUGAUAAGUUAUAAUUUGUGAUGUAUUUAUAUUGUUCAUUUCUACUUUUGUGAAAUAGUUCCUGAACUGCUCAUUUCAAACCUUAUUUAAAUGGAAAAUAAAAU
This is a messenger RNA of Ruditapes philippinarum (Manila clam), 4856 nucleotides long. RefSeq lists its product as uncharacterized. The record is from RefSeq and is a predicted model, not a curated record. Gene Ontology annotation, cellular component: cytoplasm; nucleus. Bases 41 to 1126 code for a protein of 361 amino acids. The transcript is spliced from 3 exons. Gene Ontology annotation, biological process: negative regulation of gene expression. NCBI's taxonomy places the organism in Eukaryota, Metazoa, Mollusca, Bivalvia, Venerida, Veneridae. Gene Ontology annotation, molecular function: transcription corepressor activity.